Messenger RNA from Pseudopodoces humilis (Tibetan ground-tit), 4092 nucleotides. It is a transcript of the gene ARHGEF3, whose product is annotated as Rho guanine nucleotide exchange factor 3. Gene Ontology annotation, biological process: intracellular signal transduction; positive regulation of Rho protein signal transduction. NCBI's taxonomy places the organism in Eukaryota, Metazoa, Chordata, Aves, Passeriformes, Paridae. Gene Ontology annotation, molecular function: guanyl-nucleotide exchange factor activity. The record is from RefSeq and is a predicted model, not a curated record.
UCCCGCGGAGCCCCGGGACCGCGUCCCGCCCGCUGCCACCGGCUUCCCGAGCCACCCUCCGCAGCCCUUUCUCGCUGCCGCCGGGCCGGGGCGGCAGCUCCAGCCGCAUGCCCGGAGCGGAGCAGGAGCAGGACGGUGCAGGAAAAAAAAUGAAUUCUGAAAGCUCAGCCCUUACCAUGAGUAGCCCUGCUGUAAUAAACCAGUGUGCCAAAGAAGGAAAAGAACAAGAAAAAAUUUGGCCGAAACAGCAGCAACAGAAUAAUUUUUCCUUGUUUCCUUCCACCAAGGGCUGGAAUUUCAGAGGGAAAAAACGGAAACAGAGUACUCAAGAUGAAGAUACAAUCAGUAUCUGCAGCCUGGAUACAAGUGAGCCCAGUAACAAACGGGUCAAGCCUCUUUCCAGAGUCACAUCCCUGGCCAGCCUCAUCCCUCCUGUGCGAGCCACUCCACUGAAGCGCUUCAGCCAGACCCUGCAGCGGUCCAUAAGUUUCCGCAGCGAGAGUCGCCCCGACCUGUUCAGCCCACGGCCAUGGUCUCGAAAUGUGCCCCCUGCUACCACAAAGAGGAGAGACAGCAAACUGUGGAGUGAGACCUUUGAUGUCUGUGUCAAUCACAUGCUCACAUCCAAGGAAAUCAAGCGGCAAGAGGCUAUAUUUGAACUUUCCCAGGGAGAAGAAGACUUGAUAGAAGACCUGAAGUUGGCAAAAAAGGCUUAUCAUGACCCAAUGCUUAAGCUUUCCAUAAUGACAGAGCAAGAAUUGAACCAAAUUUUUGGAACACUGGACUCUCUAAUUCCUCUGCAUGAAGAUCUUCUUAGGCGACUUCAAGAAGUCAGGAAACCUGAUGGAUCAACAGAUUGUGUUGGCCACAUCCUCGUGGGUUGGCUUCCAUGCCUAAACUCCUACGACAGCUACUGCAGCAAUCAAGUAGCAGCCAAAGCUUUAUUGGAUCACAAGAAACAAGAUCACAGAGUGCAAGAUUUCCUGCAGCGCUGCCUGGAGUCUCCUUUUAGCCGCAAGCUGGACCUUUGGAAUUUCCUUGACAUUCCCAGAAGCCGUUUGGUUAAAUACCCACUACUGCUCAGAGAAAUUUUAAGACACACACCAAAUGAUCAUCCAGAUCAACAGCAUCUGGAAGAAGCUAUAAAUAUAAUUCAGGGCAUUGUGGCUGAAAUCAACAUAAAGACUGGUGAAUCUGAAUGCCAGUAUUACAAAGAGAGACUUAUUUAUCUUGAAGAAGGCCAAAGGGAUUCAUUGAUUGAUAAUUCACGUGCUGUGUGUUGUCAUGGGGAACUGAAGAACAACAGGGGAGUGAAACUGCACGUCUUCCUCUUUGAAGAGGUGCUGGUGAUCACUCGGGCCGUGACCCACAAUGACCAUCUCUGCUACCAGCUGUACCGACAGCCAAUUCCCAUCAGGGAGCUGGUGCUGGAGGACCUGCAGGAUGGAGAGGUGCGCCUGGGUGGAUCCAUACGUGGAGCAUUCAGCAACAAUGAGAGAAUCAAAAACUUCUUUAGAGUCAGCUUCCAAAACGGAUCCCAAAGCCAGACUCACUCUCUCCAAGCCAAUGACUCCUUCAACAAGCAGCAGUGGCUAAACUGCAUCCGCCAGGCCAAGGAAAAGGCUGCGUGUGCAGGCAAGGCUGGUGGGCUGGAAGCACAUUUCCUUGUGUCACCCAAUGGACGCAGAGUGCCCCAGGGAGAGGCUGCCCUGGAGCAGAUGGAGCAGUCGGACUGUGAGUCAGACUGUAGCAUGGACACCAGCGAGCUCAAUGCCGACUGCGAGCGCAUGGAGCAGACGAACUCUUGUGAGAGCGAAAAGCAAAUAGAAACCAAUGUUUGACAAAAGCUUACAGUUCCUGGAAGAAAAUCUGUCUCUUACCUGUACAGUAUUUGCAUUCCAUACAUGGAACCAUUUGGAGAAGCACUUUUAGAAUAUUUUUUGUGACAAUGUCAAUGCAGUUCUUGUAUUAAUACCUGUGAGUGUCGUACUGUAACUGCCCAUCUGUAUAAGCUGGAAUCUCUUGCGACUCAUGUCCUGUGAUUAUAUUCCAUGAACACCCAAGGUGGAUGAAAGAGGUACUUGACCAGUUAUUCUCAAUGUCCUGCUGUAAACAGAAUUUCUGAACUACUAUUUAUAUAUGCAUUACAUAAAUAACCUUUUCCUUAUAUUUAAGUAUUUAAUUUGCCCUUUAAAGGGGCAGCUGAAGAUGUGGACUUAAUAUGGAAUUUCAGGAUGGGUAUCAAGAUAAUAAGUUUUCUUAAAGGCAUGGAAAGAAAAAGUAGUUUCUUGGAACAGGAAAGAAAACUAUCUUGUAAUAACCUACCCAAACUCCUGUGGUAUUAAAUCAGCAAGAACUAUAAACAGCGGGCCUUGGAACCAGGGACUCUUUAGGGAUUUGUUUUUCAAAAUGAAGCACUGUCCUAAGAUCCAGCAGCCAAACUUACUAAAAUAUGGACAUUUCAAAUGGUCAGCAUAGUAAGAUGGUUUAUUUUUCAAAGCAUGUAAUGCUAAAAAUAAUCAACUGAAAAGACCACAACCAAACCUUUACAGCCAGCACUGAAUUAAAUGAAAUGCUGAGAAUACUGGAUGUUUGUAAAUAAGCUGGUAAUUUGCUUUCAGUGCCAUGUAUAUAUAUAUAUAUAUUAUAAUAUAUAUAUAUUAUCCCAAACAGUAAGAAUGGAAAGGAGCUUUUGCUUGUGAAUAGGCCCUCUUCAGCAUUUUGCACUCCACUGACCUCCACUGUUGGUUUUAAGCACCACUAAUGUUAAAACUUUUAAUUUUCUGUAAAUGUCUGUUUACAAUUACAUGUAGUUGGUUUUUAAAACUAAGUGAUGAUUUUAUAUAAAUGGUGCUCUACAAAUACCCUGUGGGAUUAUGUAGAGAGUUUAAACAAAAAGGGAAUUGUUUGUCCUUUAGGAUAUAUUACAUCCUUUUUACUUUCCUCAAGUUUUGUUUUAAAAGUUUUUGUUGCAUUUAAUUUCGUACUGUAAUUGGAAGUGUUACUGUGUUUUCUGGUGGCUGAUUUAACCUACUCAUAAUGAUGAGAAGCAGAUGAGUCACUUAAAUGCAGUCUAAAACACAUAGUUGAACAUCCUGUUAUUUUUCAGGAAUCCCUGGGUAGUAUUUUAUUUCUUACUGUAACAAAGAAUGCCAGUGGUGUUUGGUAAGCUAUGAAAAUGAUAUAUUACAAAUUUUAAAUGAUUCUUGGUAUUACACAAGAUAACCUGUGCAAAGUACUUGUAACAACAAAAGUAGAAAAACUGCUAAGUUAUUGCCAAAAAUAAUUUUUCUUGUGUUCUACAAGUUUACAUAAAAUUUACUAAGUAUCUUACAUAUAUAUAUAUGCUGAUGUGCAUUACAGAAAUCAGUGUGACAAGAUGAUAAACAAUAUAAAACAAGGUAUUUUUAUUUUUUAAAAAAAUGGCAUUUUUACCCUAUAGAACAUAUUUCUGUAUUUAUAGUUUUUAAAAAAAAAAUCAAUUUUCUUUUCUGUUUCAGGCAUUGUAAUUUAUUUCAACUGCUUCAUUUUUAGAGCUGAAAAAAUAUACCAGUGAAGAUGAAAGGAAAAAUCUGCAAAGAAAAGGCAUAGGGAAGUUGUUCAGCAAAAAUGUUGAAAAAAAGAGUAAAAAGCAUGUAAAAUGUUCAGAUAGAGAAGAAGGAAUGAAUGAAUGUGUAUUGACUUUUUUUUUUUUUUUUUUUUAAUAAUGGCCUUGAACUUUUCUGGAAGCAUUUCAAAUAAAUUACAUUAAACCAUUUUGAUUUUUAUUUGGUUUGGUUGGUUGUACAAGAAGACUACAAAAAGAUUUCAGUGGUACAUGCAGUGAGGUUUUAACCGAAGUGACCAAAGCCUGUAUUUUGUUUCUUAUAAAGUGUUAUAUACUUGCAUCUAAUUUGCUAAAUGCACAGUAAUAACAGAAACAAGUCAUUGCACUCAAUUCACCACAUUCCCCAAAGUUCUGUAUGACAUAAUUACUUUAGGAAAUAUGUGGAACAAAAAUUUACUGUCCUGUCAUCAGUUUCUCCCUCAUAAUUCCUUGUGGGUCACAACUGAAAUGUUUAAUUUUGGGGUAUGCAGAAGCCACCAACCAGC